AGGUAAAUGAAUAUCGAAAGCAGAGCAAGUUCAAGUUGUACCCUCGGGCGUGAUCCACGCAGGUCGUUUGUCAGAAGUUGAAGAUGCCCCUGCUAAAGAGCAAACCCACAGUGGAGGACAAACUGUGGACGCAGCGCAUCGAGCGGGAGGUCUACGCACAAACAAGGCCUGUAUAUGAAAAAUACUACAAGGGCAAGGAGCACUACCACCGGCCGAGUUUUUCGGAUUCGCAGGAUUCCGCACAGGAGCUGAUCAAUGGGUGCAACACAACUUUGUUUUUCGCCGUUUCAUCAUCUUCUCGUACUUUGUUUAUUUGACGGUACUAUUCCCAUCGUCCGAUCCUGAGGCUUGUUCCUGGUCGCCUCGUGUGCUUUCUGCGUUCCCAGUAAAAUUUUGAAUUAUCCGUACCAGGUUCAAGCGUGUCAAGAGUUCUCCCAGUCUCGCGGGCUCAGAAGCACCAGGGAGCCAGGCAGCUAAUCACGUCGUAUUGCCCCGCAGAGACAGCAAAUCCUCCUACUUGACGGGCGCACCGUCAUCAUGCGCGGGGGCCUCUGUUGCGAGGUAUUUUUUUAUGCGGAAAGGUCAUCCGUGACUGCGUUUUUCUUGCACCCAAGUACUCCUGCUCGGAUUACAGAUAUGCAUUUGCAUGACAAGAAAAACAAUAACUUCUCGAAGAUUGCCGCCUGUGCAUUUUGUGAGAUGAUUGCGUAAUCGACGUUCUUCUUCGUGGUAUUCGAUUCAUAAUCAAGUACGCGCGCCCAUAUAAUAUAAUUCAGAGCGCUCUCCGGUUGUGGGUCCGUGGCUGGUUCGCAGCACGCAAAACCGAAAUCAACUCGUGGUGGCGGGGGUAGCAGCACCGCAAGUACUAGCAAAAUCCUCGGCUCGCAGACCUCCGCGCAGUUGCGCCAGAGCGUCCAGAACCUGGUGAAGGAGGAAGUACAGAAGCUGCUGGAACCGAUUCAGGAAGAGAUCUCCUUGGAACGAGAUCUACGCAAGAAGGCCGAGUCCGAAUUGGAGUCCCUUUCGGGAAAACUCUAAGCAGGGUGGUGUUUUCACAGCAGACGACACGCACACGAUGUUUACCGGAGAAGAUACAGACAGGAAACCGACUUGCGCGAGCGCGAAGUAGGCCGCAUACACUGAUGCAAUGAAUUGAGAGACGCACGGAUUUACGUACAAGCCGCCGGCAAGUUUUCAUGUACCAAAAAUGUACAAAUCAAAACCAAAAGAAGCAAUAUGGCAAGCCUCAUCUUCUAAUUGUACUACCUUUUCGAGAAGAAGAAUUGUUUCUGUCCCAUUGUAGAAAGCAACACCUUUCAAGAAUAUCACCUCAAAUUUUGCUGUUGGAAUCUCUGAACAAAAUAGAAAUGCGAACAAGUAUGAAAACCUGAACCUGAUCAUGAAUGAUAAUGAAGCGCUGGGCCCAGCAACGACGCAAAGCAAAUGAACCGGAGUGCGCCAUGUCCAUCAGAAGAUGUCAGGGAAAAAUCAGGGUAGGACCUGUUCCGGGUGCCUGGCCUGCCUAUCGAAAAAUCAAAAGAAGUUGCAAGGAAGCCAUUAUUACAUCGCAGCCGGUUAGGCACAGGCCAAAAUGGGAGAAACAGUAGCGCUUCGACCUGUUUAGAGCAAGAGGCAGGUCAUCUGGUUUCUUUGCUGCUCCGAUAGAUCAUUUUGCCUGUCGUCGGUUGUGAAGAGAGACGAUUCAUGAGAUUUCAAUUUGUUUGAAUUGCAUUUUAAU
Amoebophrya sp. A120 is the source of this 1738-nucleotide messenger RNA. NCBI's taxonomy places the organism in Eukaryota, Dinophyceae, Syndiniales, Amoebophryaceae. The record is from the annotation of a GenBank genome assembly.